UGAUAACGUAAAAGGAAUUGGAAACCAUUACUGUUCUCUUUCCCGAUCGUAAGCCGGCACCGGUUCACUAAAAGAACCGAUAUCACUUUAUUAGUAAGUUUUUCAUAAACGUAAAGCCUUUAAAAUUUGUGAGCCUUUUCUCCGUAUAAAAAGUAGACGAACGCGAAGCGGCUUCGAGAAACAGUGCUCGUCGCAUAAGUAUGGCAGCAGUAGACUUUUAUCAGAAUCAGCAGCAAGCCGAUGGCCAGAAUCAAAAUCCACAGGCCACGGCUGGUAUCCCUGGCAAGGAUGACGAGCGAAAACUCUUUGUUGGAGGAUUGUCCAGGAACACAACCGAAAACGAACUCCGGGAACAUUUUGGGAAAUUCGGCGAAAUUGAGAGCGUCUCUGUAAAAAUUGACCCCUAUACUGGAGUUUCCCGAGGUUUUGCGUUUAUGGUCUUCACGAAUCCGAAAACCAUUGACAAAUUAUUGGCGUCAGGCGAACAUUACAUCAACAAACGUAAGGUGGAUCCGAAACGAGUAAGCAAAAAGGCACAACAUGGAAAGAUAUUCGUGGGUGGACUGACUCCAGAAAUCACGGACGAUGAUAUCAAGACGCAUUUCGGUCAAUAUGGAACGGUCGUGGAGUUACAGGCUCCAUUUGACAAGACAAAAAAUCAACGUAAGGGUUUCUGUUUCGUCACCUUUGAAUCGAGAGAUGUCGUUUAUAAGCUGUUAAAGAUUCCAAAACAAAAAAUUAAUGGCAAGGAUGUUGACGUAAAAAAAGUCAAGGUCAAUCCUGAUCCAAGGGCUCAAGGAUUUUGGGGACCUGGAUUUGGAUAUGGCGGUUAUGGUGGCGGUUACGGAUACAUGAGCGGCGAUGGAUUCAACGGUUAUCAUGGAUACGAUGAUCCGUACGCAAACUAUGAUUACGCUGGUUAUGAGGGCUACGAGAAUAUGGGAUACGGUCACAUGCCAGGUAAACCAAGAAAUGGACCAGGUGCUGGUCCACGCCAAUUUCAAAGACAUCAACCAUAUUAAUUAUGAUGGUUUAUGAAUUUUUUUAAAAAGAACUCGUGAAUUCUUUUUGGCGUUUAAAGGGUAUAGUAGGAGGUAAAUCGACUCUGUUUUCAUUGCUGUGCAUAUUGAACAGAGAGAAUUCCUCCAAAUAAUCCCUAAAGAAAACAAACAAAAAAAAAAAUAUCGUGCGCUGUACAUUUACUGUAAGCUGACAAUUUUUAAGUCAUAUACCCCGGUGUUGCCAAUCAAUUCAUCUUGGUCAUUUGUAAGGUUCGCAGUUCUUCCAAGAAAAGUAUCCUUCCAAUUUUCGCAAAAGGCGGUUGUUCGUUUUGCCUCCUAUUAUACUAAAAAAAAUAAUAAUAAUAAAAAAUUAAAAAAAAAAAAAUUCAAAACCUGAAUGUCCUAUUUUUAUAUGUACAAUGGCAGGAACGCGAAAAUUAAAAUCUUAAAAAAAUUUUUACUUCAUAUUGAUGAAGAUAUUUGAAAUUAAUAAUUUUUUUCCGGUUGUAGAAAGUUUAAUCAACUUUAUUGCAUGAUACCUGCCCGAGCAUAAUUUAUAUAGAAAAAAAAUUAAUUUACAGAAAAGGAUACCAGUUUGAUUUGUCUCCAUAUUUUUGUUUCUUUUCUUUUUUUAAUUAAGUACUAAUUUGUACAUGUAAUAAUUUAAUACUCUACUGUUAGUAAGAACCCUUAGAUCAGUGUUACUUGCACGUCAAGAUUCGAGUUUAAGUGAACCGUACUCGACAUAGAUCUGUACAUAAUUAGAGUUUUGUACGGUCUACGUACGAGAGAGUGAGAGAGAGUGAGAGACGCUCCUCCAAGGUUCCUAGAACCUUGUUGUUUUAUUAAAAUAUACUUCUUCCUUUUUCAAAUAAAUAAAUAAAAAAAAAUCAAGAUUGUAAUAACAUUAUAUAUUCUCCUGUAAUUGUUAAUCUCAAGUUAAGGGUUCUAACUUUUAAGAAUAUAAACCGAGACGUGCAUAAUCACGUUUGCACGUGAUUAUACACAUCUCCAUUUAUUAUUUUUCAAUCUGCGUGUACAACGCGCAAUUAUAAUAUGAAUUAGAUAUUUACAGUUAGGAAUUAGAAGAAAAGUAAAAAUAUUUCAAAAAAUAAAUAAAAUAAAGUGUAUAAUUAAAAUAUGAACGUUUGCGGCAUCGACAUUACGCAACAGCGACUGAGAGUUCAGAGGUAUGUAAUCUUUUCAAAAAUGAAUUUGACUUUUAAUGAGACAAAAGAAAAAAAAGAGACAGAAAAAACGAAAAUAAAAUACCCGAACUCUGUUACUCGCGCGUUGCUGUUUUGUCCAGUGCUGUGUGAAAAUGAUACGAAUAUGGCGAUAAUAUUAACACCGUAUAAAAACCCAACAAAAAAAAAAAAUUAUGAACAAAAUAUUAAAAAGUUUUUCUUGAUGCAAAAUUCUAUAAUAAAAAAUAAAUAAGAACAAAAAAAUGGACUGGUGAAACGCUCAUGGCAGUAUACAACCGACAUGAAGUGGCCUGGACAACUUUUAACCAUUUCUUUCGCAUUUGUAACUAUAUAAAUAUAACGAGUCCUUUAAAGGAUAUGAAGAUUAUAUCUUCAUAUCGCGCGAAGUCUAGUUAUCGUAUAUAUAUAGCAUAUCACUGUUAGUGAUAGAGGCCAUAGUAUACCUUGCAGAUAGGUACACUUACGAUUUAAAUGAAAGAAGAAUUUACAAUUAAGUAAACGAAAAACAAAGGCCCAGAAUAUUAAAAAAAAAAAACAAACAAACAAAAUACCCUGAUAAGAUCUAAGAGAAAUUUUUUUUCGGCAAUUGUAGCAUUUAUGAAAUUUAACAGACUAGAUGCAUCUCAAUUGCAUUAAAGUUUGUACAUCGAUAAAUUUUGACACCUUGUUUCGGACCUAAUCUUUUUUUUUUUUUUUUUAAAUUAUACAAUAAUGAAAAAAGAGGAAAAAAAGCGAAUUCACAAAAGUAUUAGCAGUUUGGCUUAAAGGGAAACGUUUUUAAUUGUCUAUCAUCAUAAACAAAAAAUUUAUAAAAAGUAAGUUGUAAUUCUGGAAGAUUUUAAGCCAGGCUAAAGGUGCUUUUGAAUUUAAAUCUGUAUACUAUGUAUACUGUAUUUGCUGUGUGCGAGACAAAUAUAGAUUUAUAAAAAGAGAGAGAAACAGUGUGUGGAACAAAAGAAAAUAUGACGAAUAUUUUGUUACUAUUAAUACUAUUCGCUUGUUUCACCCAUGACACAGUGUAUAUUUUAAUUAUAAACAAAAAUAAAAGGCCCAUUAUCUCCGACGCCAUUAUAUUAUCGACUUAUUCGUUUACCGCUUUAUUAUUAUUAUUAUUAUUAUUAUUAUUAUUAUUUUAAGUUUUUUCGAUGUUUGUCUGUAAUUCAACACAAUUAUCUUCGCUUUAUGAUGUCUUUUUUGGGUUUGUUUCAAUUUACUAUUAUUAUGAAAGAAUACAGAAUAUUUAGAUUUAUCAUUUUUAUUAUCAUUUUUUUGCAUGGACACUUAUAUUCUUUUUUCUCAUGAUUUAUAUAAAUAUAUAUUAUAUAUAAUUCAGGCUUAAUAUUUUAUUAUGCGUUAUAUGAAUAUUGAAUUAUAUUCAUCGUAUUAAAAAAUAGUUACAGUGUUUGUUAACAAAUGCAGGGAAAGAUAUAAAGAAAAUUUCACACAAAAAACAAAAAACAAGGAUUUCGUGCAUAUGUCUUACUUGAUUCUCUAUUUUAUUAUAUUAUUUGAUAUUUUCUCUAAUUACGAGUUAUCUUCCAAUAUUUCAAUUAUGUAUUUCAUUUUUUGAACAAUUAAAUAAAUAAUAUUAUAUUAUUAUUAUUA
Messenger RNA from Leptopilina boulardi, 3814 nucleotides. RefSeq names its product RNA-binding protein squid-like. Bases 201 to 1022 code for a protein of 273 amino acids. The record is from RefSeq and is a predicted model, not a curated record. Gene Ontology annotation, molecular function: RNA binding. NCBI's taxonomy places the organism in Eukaryota, Metazoa, Arthropoda, Insecta, Hymenoptera, Figitidae. Gene Ontology annotation, biological process: regulation of gene expression. The transcript has 2 exons. Gene Ontology annotation, cellular component: nucleoplasm.